Merops nubicus (carmine bee-eater) is the source of this 1776-nucleotide messenger RNA. RefSeq names its product family with sequence similarity 73, member B (gene MIGA2). Gene Ontology annotation, biological process: mitochondrial fusion. Bases 1 to 1776 code for a protein of 591 amino acids. The record is from RefSeq and is a predicted model, not a curated record. The transcript is spliced from 15 exons. Lineage: Eukaryota; Metazoa; Chordata; Aves; Coraciiformes; Meropidae.
AUGGCAUUUAGAAGGACAGAGGGAAUGUCCAUCAUCCAGGCCUUGGCCAUGACUGUGGCAGAGAUCCCUGUGUUUGUUUACACAACAUUUGGGCAGUCUGUGUUCUCUCAGCUGCGGCUCUCCCCAGGCCUGCGUAAGGUGCUGUUUGCCACAGCCCUUGGGACGGUUGCCUUGGCUCUUGCAGCUCAUCAGAUGAAGCGGCGCCGGCGUCGGAAGAAGCAGAUUGCUCCAGAGAAGUGUGGCUUUAAACCUGGAGGGAUCACGGUGCCCAUCUUGCCCACCAGAAGGGUCUCCUCUGUGAAGAAAGGAUACUCCAGCAGGAGAGUCCAGAGUCCUGGCAGCAAGAGCAAUGACACACUCAGUGGGAUUUCCUCCAUCGAGCCCAGCAAACAUUCCAGUUCCUCCCACAGCCUUGGCUCGAUGGUGGCAGUCAACUCUUCAAGUCCAAUACCAGCAUCAGCAGGGAUGUGGGAGGCCCAGGCAAUGGGAGAUGCUGGAGCCAUGGGUGAUUCCAGUGCAGAAAGCCUCUAUGUUCAAGGCAUGGAGCUGUUUGAGGAGGCCCUGCAGAAGUGGGAGCAGGCACUGACCAUCAGGCAGAGGGACAGUGCAAGUACCAGCACUCCUGUGCCCUGGGACAGCAAGAAACAGCAAGAGAGCAUGUCUGAGAACAUCCCAGAGGAGGAGUCCCAGAAAAGAGAGUUUGCUGAGAAGCUGGAGUCCCUUCUGCACCGAGCCUACCACCUCCAGGAAGAGUUUGGCUCUUCCCUGCCAUCAGACAGCAUGCUGCUGGAUCUGGAGAAGACUUUAAUGCUUCCAUUGACGGAUGGGUCGUUGCGGCUUCGGACGGACGAUGAAGACAGCUCAGCUUCUGAGGACUCCUUCUUCUCUGCAGCAGAGCUCUUUGACUCCCUCCCCUUUGAUGAAAUACCAUUCCACCUCUCCAGGCCGGUGGCGGCGUACGAAGAAGCUCUGCAGCUGGUGAAGGAGGGGAAGGUUGCGUGCCGGACGCUGAGGACAGAGCUCCUUGGCUGCUACAGUGACCAGGACUUCCUGGCGAAGCUGCACUGUGUCAGGCUGGCCUUCCAGGAGCUGCUGGAGGAUGAAAGCAAUCAACUAUUUUUUGGGGAGGUUGGGAAGCAAAUGGUGAUAGGACUGAUGACAAAAGCUGAAAAGAAUCCCAAAGCUUUUCUGGAAAGCUAUGAGGAGAUGCUGCAUUAUGCACUGAAGCAAGAGACCUGGCCAACCACUCAGCAGGAGCUGGAGGGAAGAGGGGUGGUGUGCAUGAGUUUCUUUGACAUUGUGCUGGACUUCAUCCUCAUGGAUGCUUUUGAGGACCUGGAGAACCCGCCCUCCUCGGUGCUGGCUGUGCUGCGCAACCGCUGGCUCUCCGACAGCUUCAAGGAGACGGCUCUAGCAACUGCCUGCUGGUCGGUCCUGAAAGCAAAAAGGAGGCUUCUGAUGGUACCAGAUGGCUUUAUCUCUCAUUUCUACUCCGUAUCGGAGCAUGUCAGUCCUGUUCUAGCCUUUGGUUUCCUGGGGCCCAAGCAGCAGCUAUCUGAAGUCUGCGGUUUCUUCAAGCACCAGAUAGUACAGUACCUGAAGGACAUGUUUGACUUGGACAACGUGAGGUACACGACAGUGCAGUCUCUGGCAGAAGACAUUCUGCAGCUGUCGCGGCGGCGCAGCGAGAUCCUCCUGGGCUACCUGGGCACCGAGCCGAGCCCCGAGGUGAACGGCAUGCUUCCUGGAGAAAGUGAGCCCCUGGAGCUCAUCUGA